Hydractinia symbiolongicarpus is the source of this 922-nucleotide messenger RNA. RefSeq names its product mitochondrial coenzyme A diphosphatase NUDT8-like. The coding region runs from base 110 to 886 and encodes 258 amino acids. The record is from RefSeq and is a predicted model, not a curated record. Gene Ontology annotation, molecular function: coenzyme A diphosphatase activity. Lineage: Eukaryota; Metazoa; Cnidaria; Hydrozoa; Anthoathecata; Hydractiniidae. The transcript is spliced from 4 exons.
UAGAGAAUAGAUCUCACAUCGAAUAAAAAAUAUUAGUCAAAAUUUCCAUUCUCUGAAUUAAAGUUUUGAAAAAGAAUUUUGGCAUUUUUGACAAAAUAUUACAGUUAUCAUGAGGAGAGGUUUAUAUGGUGCUUUUCAUAAAUCCAUGGUGAAUAAAGUAGUUGAGUGUGUUACACUAAAAUCUUUAACUUGUCAUAAUGGGUUUUAUACUGGCUGUGUUCCACCACAUCUAUCCGAAGAGUUGAUAAGAGAGCAGUUUUUUGAGAAUGAAAACAAACUGAAAUUAUUUCAGCGUUUUCUGGAGGUCAAUUCAGAUAUAAAAAUACCAGCAAAAGAAGCCGCUGCUAGUGUUUUCAUGCCACUAUGCAUUGUAGAUAAUCAUUUAUCACUUCUUUAUACCAUUCGUACAUCAAACUUGCCUACACACAAAGGAAAAGUAUGUUUUCCAGGUGGCUUGGCCAGCUCAGCUGAUACAUCCUUAGUUGAUGCUGCCCUUCGAGAAGCAUAUGAAGAAUUAGGCAUCAGUAAACACCAGAUUGAUAUCUGGGGAUUAUCUGCUGAAUACCCAGACCAAUCACUUAGAUAUAAUGUUAAAGCAGUCCUUGGAAAUCUGGGAAAGUUAGAUCUAAAAACAUUAAAUAUUAAUAAAAAAGAGGUUAACGAAGUUUUCACUUUGCCAAUACAUCAUCUAUUGAAUGUGAGAAACCAUGGUUACACAACAUACAAAUUCGGUGUAACAAUGCCAGUGUUUUUAAACUCACAUCAGAACAUUUGGGGAUUAACAGCUAUUCUGACUGAUUCACUGCUUACUGCUGCAUUUCCUCAUCUUCAUAAAAAAAUAUUCGAGCAGUUCGAUGCUGAACUUGUUUUAAAUCCCUCACAUUAAUUUUUCUUUGAUUAAAUAAAAAUAUAAUAUUUUUAA